Gastrolobium bilobum is the source of this 1389-nucleotide messenger RNA. Its product is annotated as aspartic proteinase CDR1-like. The transcript has a single exon. The record is from RefSeq and is a predicted model, not a curated record. Lineage: Eukaryota; Viridiplantae; Streptophyta; Magnoliopsida; Fabales; Fabaceae. The coding region runs from base 1 to 1389 and encodes 462 amino acids. Gene Ontology annotation, cellular component: extracellular region.
AUGGCAUUUGUAUAUGAACCUUUGCAUCUUCUUCUCUUGCUAGCAUUCUCAAAGUGCUGUUUGUCAUCAAUUAGCACCAAUUCUACAACCACCAGAUUCCUAGCUAGUUCACCAGCUGAUUCAACUGUUAAACAUCCAAGAUUGGUAUCCAAACUCAUUCACCAUCGUUCUGUUCUCCAUCCACACUACAAUCCAAAUGAAACAGCCAAAGACCGAAUGGAACUUGAUAUCAAACAUUCAUUUGCACGUUUAGCCUACUUGCAAUCUAGGAUUGAAGGUUCUUUGGUCUCUGAUGAUUACAGGGUUAAUCUUUCUUCCUCUUUAAUUGGUAGAGAUAUACUGGCCAAUCUCUCAAUAGGUCAACCCCCCAUCCCACAACUUGUUGUUAUGGACACUGGAAGUGACAUCUUUUGGGUUAUGUGCAACCCUUGCUCAAAUUGUGUCCACCAUUUAUCUCCACUUUUUGAUCCUUCAAAGUCUUCAACAUAUUCCCCAUUAUGCAAAAUACCCUGUGUAUUCAAGGGCUGCAAAUGCAACCACUUGGGACAAUUACCAUUCAGUAUCACUUAUGCAAACAACUACUCCUCAUCAGGAACUUUUGGCCUUGACAUGCUAGUUUUUGACACAAGUGAUGAAGGUAAAGCUCAGGUAUUUGAUAUAAAAUUUGGGUGUGGCAACACCAUUGGCUACAAUGAAGACCCAGGGUACAACGGAAUACUAGGACUAAACAAUGCACAUGACUCAUUGGCUUCACAAAUUGGCAAAAAAUUCUCUUACUGCAUAGGGAGUCUAACUGACAAAUACUAUAAUUACAACCAAUUAAUAUUAGGUGAAGGGGCUGAUCUUGAAGGCUCUGCUACACAUUUUCAAGUGCUUCAUGGCAUGUAUUAUAUCACCAUGAAAGGCAUAAGUAUAGGAGAAAAGAGGCUUGACAUAGAUCCAGCAACUUUUGAGAUAAAAGAGAAUGGAACAGGUGGAGUCAUACUUGACUCAGGGUCUACAUUCACCUACCUAGUUGAUGAUGUGUAUAAAUUACUAUGCAAAGAAGUUAAAAAUCUAUUUGGUUGGUUAUAUAGAGUAGCUACAUUUGAAAAUUUUCCAUGGCUACUUUGCUAUUUUGGGAGUGUAAGUAGAGAUCUAGUUGGGUUUCCAGUGGUUACAUUCCAUUUUGCUGAUGGAGCAGAUUUGGCUUUGGACACAGGAAGCCUUUUUGUACAGCAGACAGAUGACACAUUUUGCAUGGCUGUAGCUCCAAUGAGUGAGGGUGGCAUUGGAAGUAAAACUUCUGUUAUAGGGUUAUUAGCUCAGCAGAGUUAUAAUGUGGGAUUUGACCUCGUUCAUCAGUUUGUUUACUUCCAAAGAAUUGAUUGUGAACUUCUUAGUGGCUGA